Molecule: messenger RNA, 7878 nt
Organism: Cuculus canorus (common cuckoo)
Lineage: Eukaryota; Metazoa; Chordata; Aves; Cuculiformes; Cuculidae
Gene: TRAF6
Product: TNF receptor associated factor 6
Exons: 7
Coding region: 2539-4176 (545 amino acids)
Biological process (GO): positive regulation of JNK cascade; tumor necrosis factor-mediated signaling pathway; regulation of canonical NF-kappaB signal transduction
Cellular component (GO): plasma membrane signaling receptor complex
Molecular function (GO): zinc ion binding; tumor necrosis factor receptor binding; ubiquitin protein ligase activity
Source: RefSeq, a predicted model, not a curated record
GGUUGGGGCGACCGUGGCCCCGCCGCCUCCCGAGGAGGAAGCGGAAGCGGCGCUUGGUGGGGAGCGCCCGGCGGGGCCACGGCGUGGCGGAGCAGCCCAAGGGAAGAGUUGCACACUUCUUUGCAAUUAACGUGACAGCUGAAUUGGGGUAACGCUGUUAUAUUUUCCUCCUUGCAACUUCCUGAAUUCCUUUGUGACAUUACAGAAUGGAUAUAUGUUUCUCUUCCCUUUCUUAAUCUCACUAAAUAUACCCUCGUGGCUUGGAAUAAUGUGAUUUUUUCAGUUCUAGUCUGGCCUGUGGAUUCUGAUGUCCAGCAUACCAGCAUUCUCACUCCAUUGGCCCAUCUUAGUUCCUGUGAUUUUUCAUUAAAUAGAGCCUGUGAACUAAUCAUCUUCUGCAGAGGCUGUUAAAUAAAAGUUAUGUGAGUUUAACAGUAGAAACAAGCUGGUUUUUAUCUCCAGAGAAAGGACACUUAUUGAUGGCUGUCUAAAAAAAAAUCUUUCUGUCACAGAGCAUCUUUGAUUCUUCUGCUUCCAUUUGAAGUCAUUGGGGGAACUGCUUAGUUCCAUGGGAUUAAAUUGAUCAUUGUUGGACUGUGCCUGAAGCAAUUGCUAAGAAUUUACAUAGUGUUUAGUUUGUAUUGCUGUUGUGUUGAGGAGCCUUGAUUAUAAAGCCUGUUGUAGUCGAUAAUGUAUAGGAAUAAUACAUGGGGAUACAGAACAGGAAUACAAGUAAAUGUUCAUCAGAUGCAGUUAAUUCUGUGUAAAGUGAGCAUUGCGACCGGUUUGGGUACAACUCUUAAGGUGUCAAACUGUGCUUUGCAACUCUGUACUUUAACAGUGUUCUGGAAAUGUCAGGAAUGUUACUCUUCAGUUACUUCUCAUACCUCUGCAUAUCUCAACAAAAUGGAAGGUAACAUAUUUACACCACAGAAUAAAAGUUCUAUUUUGAUUCUAACUAUAACUGACCUAAAUAUGGUAACUUUGGUGGGUUGAUUUUGCUUGAUAGGUCUGCUUGGUUUUUUUUUCUUUUGUGGUCUGGAUAACUGGCAAAAAAAAAAAUCUUAUACGCUGUUAGUAUUGCAUUUUGCAUGAGUUCAAAAUAUGUUUCCAGUAACUGGUAGUUGAGGGUUUGUGUUAUUAGUAUUUCUGUUGAUAUAAUCUUCAGUUGUCAUAUGAUAAAUACCCAAAUAAAACUACAUGUAUGUCUUCCUCCUGUCCAUGAACAUUUAUUUAAAAUUACUUGUGAUAUUCAGAUUCUGAUAAAGGCAGGAAAAAGUUCAGUUAUGUGAGCUUAUGGUCAAGGUAAGCCUGUUCAUUCUGCAUCCCUUGCUGCCCCCAGAGCCGGUAGUAGUGAUGCAGAUCAACAGUCUUCACAGUUCAGCUCUUGAUUAAUCCUUACGCUUCCAUCCCAGAUGAAUCUGGCCUUAGUGGGCUUGUUUUGCAUAUGCCUGGCUUUGUAACCCUCAGUUCACUCAUACUACCUUACACCUGGUGAUAACUUCAUUGUUUCAAAUAAAUGUCAUUUAAUGAAUACUAACCACAAUGGGGUUCCAAGAAAGCAGUUGUAAGCCUUAAAAAGUCAAGGGAGAGGAAAAUUUAUUGGGCUUUUAGAGUUUACAUUUGUUGUUUACACAUUUCUUCAAGGUUCCCUCAUUCAGUGUAGAAACAUUGUCAAUCUGUUUAGGAAUACCACCGUUUUCUUAUUUCAUAUCUGUGAUUUGAACCUGCUUUGUGAGAGGGAUUUUAAAAGCAAGCUUUAAUACGCCAUUCACUGCUCUUCGGGGAAAUGUUACUUUUCUGUUCUUGCAGUGAUAUUCCUUGUCCUUCCAGCCAGCUAGACUGGAAGAGGGAAAGGAGAACAAGAACUAUGCGUACUAGGAAGUAUUAGCCUUAUCUCAUGUGUAACUUGAUACUCAAUUUAAAGUCUUAUUGACUGUUUUAAAAUGUGUGCUGUAUAUUUGAAUUUCUUUGCAGCACAGCACCUGCUUGGUUUGGGUACUUGGACUUGCAUUUUGUUUGUGGGCAUGCACCUAAACUGAUUUGAAACCUAUACUAUGGAACACUAUAUACAGAAAAUGUUAAAUAAUAUCUGUUCACUGCAUAGAGAAUAUGAAGUUGACUGAUUGUCUUCCAACAACACUUGAGUUUGUACAGCAUUUUUCAUGCAGAUUGUAUUUGAACACUUUGAAAGUAAAUAAUACUGGGGGGGUAAAGAGGCAUUUUCAAUAAAUUUAUCAAGGAGAAUGAGUAUUCCUUUUCUUACAGAAAUCAGGUAGUCAGAUAAAGGAGAUUACAGAAAAGUAUGCCUGAACUAGGCUGACAGGAUGCAGUGCAUUUUUGUGUACGUAACAAGAGAAGUAAAAAAAUAUAGAUAAGAAACUGGGAUGAAAUAAAACCAAUGAUUUUGAGUAGAACCAAAUCUGCACCACUGUAAAAUUUGUUCUUGUCUUGAAAGGAAGGUCUUGGGAUAUUUUAAAUUAACACAUCUUUGUAUCAUCUUGCAGAGCGUUUCUGUGUAGCCCUUGAUUAGCUGCUAUGAGCUUACUAUAUAGUGGUAACAGUUGUGGAGCCCAAGACGCAGAAAGUGGCUGCUGUGCAGCUAUGGCCAGUGCCUGCAGUGCUGGAGCAAAAGAAGACAGUGUAACUGUCAGCAGUGGGACUGGAAACCCUCCAAGUUCUUUCACAGAGGAAACACAAGGAUAUGAUGUGGAGUUUGAUCCGCCCUUGGAAAGUAAAUAUGAAUGUCCAAUCUGUUUGAUGGCUCUUCGGGAGGCAGUGCAGACACCAUGUGGACACCGUUUCUGCAAAGGCUGCAUUGUCAAAUCAAUAAGAGAUGCAGGUCACAAGUGUCCAGUAGACAACGAAAUUCUGCUCGAAAAUCAGCUUUUUCCUGACAACUUUGCUAAACGAGAAAUCCUUUCAUUAAUAGUUAAGUGUCCCAACAAGGGCUGCAGUUUGAAGAUGGAGCUGAGACAUUUAGAGGACCACCAGUUGCAGUGUGAUUUUUCCACUGUGGAAUGCCCACAGUGCCAAGGAGCCUUCCAGAAGAACCAUCUGAAAGAGCAUAUGAUGCAGGAGUGUCCAAGGCGUCAAGUCUGCUGUCCAAACUGUGCCACAGCUAUGGCCUAUGAAGAUAGAGAGCUUCAUGACCAAACCUGCCCACUCGCCAAUGUAUUUUGUGAAUAUUGCAACACGGUGUUCAUUAGAGAGCAGAUGCCUAACCACUAUAACAAUGAUUGUCCUACUGCCCCAGUGCCAUGUUUUUACAGUGCCUUCGGAUGUCCUGAAAAGAUGCAAAGGAAGGAACUGGCACGACAUAUGCAAGAGUUCACUCAGGUUCACAUGAGAAUGAUGGCUCAGAGUUUUCAGAAUAUCAGUGUUACUGCUACAAAUCCUGUACCCUUCAUCAGUGGCCUACCCUUUGAUCCUGCCCUCUUCUCACACGUCUCACAUACUGCAUAUGAUUGUAAUCCAGAAGUUGAAAACUUCAAAGAAACUAUUCAGCAAUUGGAAGGUCGUCUGGUAAGACAAGAUCACCAAAUCAGAGAACUCAUCGCUAAAAUGGAGACUCAGAACACUCAUGUUGCAGAACUCAAACGUACUAUCCGAAAUUUAGAGGAAAAGAUUACUGAAAUGGAAGCGCAGCAAUCUAACGGUAUUUAUAUCUGGAAGAUUGAGAACUUCAGUGGACUUCAGAAAGCCCAGGAAGAAGAGAGACCUGUUGUGAUGCACAGUCCUGGCUUCUAUACUGGAAAGCCUGGCUACAAGCUGUGCUUGCGUCUGCAUAUCCAAUUGCCAAAUGCUCAGCGUUGUGCUAAUUUCAUAUCUCUGUUUGUCCACACUAUGCAAGGAGAAUAUGACAGCCAUCUGCCCUGGCCCUUCCAAGGCACUAUACGACUUUCUAUUUUGGAUCAGUCAGAAGGCCCUGAAAGGCAGAAUCAUGAAGAAGUAAUGGAAGCCAAGCCAGAAUUACUAGCCUUCCAGAGACCAACAAUUCACCGCAAUCCAAAAGGUUUUGGUUAUGUGACUUUCAUGCAUCUGCAAACCUUGAAACAAAGGACCUUCAUAAAGGAUGAUACCCUUCUGGUGCGCUGUGAAGUUCUAACACGUCUAGAUUUAAACAGUCUCCGCAGAGAAGGAUUUCAAGCUCGCAGCACUGAUGGAGCUAUGUAGUCUGUAAGUCUUAACCAAAGGAAUGGAGCCACUAGUCAUGUUCUUCCACCAUAGCUUGCAAGUGUGCUUCAUCAUCCAUAUAGGGUGCUUUUGUAAAAGAUCAUAGUUGGCAACAUAGCUGAUCUUCACCUGAAUGGAACUUUGUUGUUGCUGGUAUACUUUUUUCUGUAUGAGGUCAUGUGUUGACAUAUUCGAUGUUGUUCUCUAUUAAAGUAAUAAGCUGGUUCUGUAGUAAGCUAACCAAAUGAAGCAUUGUUAAAUAAAACUACCUACAGGAGUAUCCUAUUGAAGUACCUGUAUGUCUCAGUUCGCGAAAACAUAUGUCAUAUCAGAAAAGCCCAGUAAAUCUUUUCACCUCAGAGCCUUAGAAUAGAUACUGUAGCCAGGAAAUAGCUAAAUUAAUAAAGAUAAGAGGGGUUCUGUUUGUUUUUCACAGAGAUUGGGAAAGUUGCGACUUAUCUACAGUUUUGAAUUGGCUAUGCUGCUUUUGAAAUUCAAAGCCAGGUUAAGACUUUGGUCACAUCACCUGAGGUCAGGGUAUGCUUUGACUCUUCCCUGCUUCAGAGUUAGCUUCAGGAAGUUGCAUGUUGAUGUAGAGUUGACACUAGAUUUUCUUAGAGAUGUGGUAGUGUUGUUGAGAAGGAUAAAUGACUCUAAGCUGAGUUCACUGAAGAAAUAUUUGUAAUGGUGUCUGAAAGUGCCCCCCCAAUUAUCUUUAUUUUGAUAAAUCUUUUUCCAAGUCUGUGCACUGGAUGCAGAAUGUCAAUCACCGUCACCAGAGAGAUAAAGUGUAGCACUUGACUUUUGCACUGCUAGCAUCUCCUCCUAGUGCUAGACAUUUUUCAGAUUGUGAGUGGAUACAUGAGCAAAGGGAUGUACUGACUAGAUAGGAUAAUGCAGGAUUUGUUUUACUCUUGUUGAAACAUGAAGUUCUUCCAAAGCUGAAAUUGUGACCUCCAUCUCUUUGAGUCUUCUCUUGAUGUUCUGUGUGAUGUAUGACCUAUGUUGUCUCCUACGACUUCUGAGUGGAGACCUGGCCAUAUCAACAUCCAGCUGUUGUGGGUAUUUCUUGUCCUAUUAGGCAACAGGAGCUGGGCCACCCUCAACACUUUGGAGGGGAAGAAAAAACUAUUAAUUAGACAGCGUGAGGAAAAAUUGCAAUCCUGUUUGUCCUUAGGAAAAAAUUCUGGCUCUCAUAGUUAUUAAUUUACCAAACACUAGAUCCACUUUGUCAAGAAUUCAUGAGCUUCCUAAAGUUGCAUGUAUUAUUGUUUUCUAUACUGAUUCUUCCAUAUAUAUGUUAGUUUUGACUAGUCAAAGCUAGUGCUAAAAAUGUUAACUUGUCGUGGUGUUUGAAGUUCUGAAUCUUGGCUUUAAAAGGAGGAAAGAAAAGGUUUUUUCACCCCAUAAUUUAAGUAUACCAACUGACACCAAAGAAAGAACUAAGCCAUACAUAAGCAUGUGUGUAUUUCUCCAGGCUAGUGAAACAACCUAAAAGCUUGAGACACUGCAACUCAAAAAAUAUCAAAGAGUAUUCCAACUAUUAAUAUUGGCCUCAGCAAAGCAAUCCCAUAGUCAUCUUCAGUGGAGAAAGCGCAUAUGCUUAGUAUAUACAAAGUUAAUGAAAGACUACUAUAGUAUAUUGAUUUGGGAGGCUACUCUGCCUGCCUGCAUGAGAUUAAAAAAUUCCAGCCUACAACUUUGUUCAUCAAAUCCAGAUGAGUAAAAUUUAUUUUGCAGAUAGAGUGUACUAGUUGAAGAGGGAUUGUGUUCAGUGGAGUAUUGUCGCUACUGAAACAUGAACUUCCUGGCAAAUGCAGUCAGUCUGUGACUUGUUUAGUGUAUUCUAUGUCUUUAGAGGACAGAUGAGCAUAUAUUGCUCAAAACAGGAAGAGAAAAAAAACCUGCCUUUUUUAGCCUCAAGUAGUUUUUAGACUGAAUAAUCUCAUCCUAUUAGCUGAAUUGUUUCAGAGUGUCUUCAGUUAGAGCAUUCCAAGUAGUUAAACCAUUCUUAACCAGGAGCUUUUAAUGUACGUGACAGUGCCCAGGCCCAUUAUAUAGAGCAGGCACUGUAAUUCUGGUUCUCCAAUAAUUUUCAAGCUCUGUUAGUCUUCAUGUUUUUCCAAGAUGUUCGAAGAGUACCCUUCUCUUUUCUUUUUUUUUUUUUUUUGGUGGGGGGUGGCAGAAGAAAUGCUUGUAAUUUGGAAGCUUCUUCCUGCCACAGUUCCUUUCUCAACCACAGUGAAAUUAACAACAGUGUCCUUAGUAUGCCUUCUAAUAGCUUAUACCCAAGACCCAGUAACCACAUUAAUGCAUUCUUUCCUUUUGAAGCUUUGCAUUAUGGAAUGAAUUUUUGCUUUGAACCGUAUCUGCUAUAUCUGUUCUACUUUUGAGAAAACUCAGUUUGGUGAAGGUUCAGGAGUUUAAAUGAUUCAGGUUAACACUGUACAACACAAACCAAUAGAAAGUUACUGCAUGUAUCAUACUGUAUUGGCCACAGUAAUAUAAAUUCUUUAUUCUCUGCUGCUAUUCUACUGGUUCUGUAUUUUAAUAUUACAAAGUAAACUCUGAUGCUAAGUUACUGUAAUGCCUGAGUUUUACAUGGAAAACUUUCACAGCUAAUUUGCUAAGUAUCAGUUAAAUCUUUCUGUCGUGAAAAGUUAUUGUUAAAAUGUUUAUUCAUCUACUUGUUCCAUUUUCCCUUUUCUUCCCUCAACAUCCAAGCUACUCUUUAUUUUAACUGUAGCUGCAGAGCUUUCUCUUUCAAAUAAGAACGUCAUCUUCAACAACGUAGACUCAUACGUUCUUCCAUUAGCUAGCAGCUCGAUGUAUAGUAUUCAUGAAUAUUAUCUUUUUUCAAACUUUUGUCAGGUUAGCACAAGGAGAUUCAGUCUAUAUUAUCACCGAAAGAGCCUUUUUUCUUUUCUCCUUUAUCCAAAUCUGAUCGUUUCUUUUGAGAAAUUGUUUUACUGUGUUGGAUUGAGGUACAAUUGCUAGAACUACUUAAAUGGAAGCAGAAAGGUAUGCAGUGUCAAGAGUGGUCUCUAAAACAAACAUGAAGAAAUAUGGGGUUUUAACCAGAUUACUGCGUAAUUUCUUCAGGAAUAGGAUUCUUAAAUUCUGUAAACCUUGAUGCUUUGCAGCAUUACUGGAUCCCAGGGUGGUUUAGAAAGUCACUUAGCUUCUCUUACAAAUUUAUGUUGUCUUGAAUGUGUUUGAAGUCAGCCACUCUUAGUAUGUAUAUUUAUAAAGCUGCUGUGGCACAAGUUUUCCAAUUAAUAUAUUGCAAAUUUAUUUUCUUUUUGCCUCCAAGUGUCUUCCCCUGCAGGGCAGGGAAAAUUAUUUUACUAAAAAUGUUGGUAUGUAAUGUAAUGUAAAUGUGAGAGCUCGGAUAAUGUGAGAUGUAUAGGCUUGUUUAAGUGGUCUCGUGAUAUGCCUGGUCAUUCUUGCUAUCAAGGCAUUAAAUUUGCUAAUAAGAUAAAAUCAGGGUGGCCUUUCUGUUUUUAUUUAGAGAUGCUUUCACAUCAAAUACAUGAUGAUGGAUGCAAAAGAUUAUUUUGGGGUCAGUGUUAAAGGUUUGUAUUGGUUUGCAUUUGAACAGAAUGAAAGUAUUCCUGUUCCCUUGGAUAGAUUGUUUAAUAUAUUCCAUAAUUACUGCGCAGCUAUAUUUCUGACAGGAUUUUAAAAAAUAAACUUAAUUAA